AUGCCUCAGACUGUGGCUUUUGACGACGUACUGAUUGCGAGUUGCACAUCAUCAUCAAAGGCUAGCUUUUCUGACCUGGUGAUAAAAUCUAUCGAUACCAGAACCAAGUGGGAGGCGGUCACAAAUCUCUCGUUUCUCACCUGCUCCAUUGAAGAUGUUACGUUUAUCCCCAUGAUCUUCCCAUCAGUGACUAUGCUGAAGAUCGUCGAUUGCCAGAUAGAUGAGGAGCAACUACGGGAGUUUUCGCAGUAUAAGCUCAUUGUUCUUAAUGUUUCCGGCUGCAAGCUGUCCAAAAUCCCGUUUUCUCUUCUGAAACCAGGGCUCAAGGCCCUUAUUCUAAGCGAUAAUAACAUCACAGAAGUGCCCCCUCUCUUAGAAAGCAUCCCCAAAGGACCGCGGGCGAUAAAAAUUACAUACAAUCUUAACACGCUCAUUCUGUCCAAAAACCCGCUAACAAAUGAGUCCAUCAAGGACAAAUUCUCUGACUUUCCAUCAUUGCGAAAGGUUAACUUCUCCGAAUGCGAGUUAACUGCUUGCCCCCAGAUCCUGUCCGCCAGCAUCAGAGAGGUUCGGCUGUCCCACAACAAAAUAUCUAGCAUUUCUGAUAGCUGGAUCUGCCUUCCAAAGCUUCGCCAGUUGGAGCUCGGUCACAACCGGCUUGUAAUGAUUAGGGAUCUUUCUGCUCUCACCAGGACCAAGUGGCUCCAUCAGUUGGGCCUAGCCGGCAAUCCGUGCAUGGAACGCGAGGAGGUUGUGGCCUACUUGAGGAAGGCUCUUGCUGCAGUGAACCCCCACAUGCGAGUCAAUCAGAUCAUCGUUUCAUCUCUUACAACCCAAACACCUAUUCAGAGUACAAAGGCGGAUCAUUCUUAA
This is a messenger RNA of Giardia duodenalis, 873 nucleotides long. Its product is annotated as Biglycan. The transcript has a single exon. NCBI's taxonomy places the organism in Eukaryota, Fornicata, Diplomonadida, Hexamitidae. Gene Ontology annotation, molecular function: protein binding. The coding region runs from base 1 to 873 and encodes 290 amino acids. The record is from RefSeq and is a predicted model, not a curated record.